AGUAAUUAUCAUAAUAAAUAUUGCCACAUUAAAACUUUUUAAUACCCUGACAACAAAACUUCUAUGACAAUUACUUUGUAAAUUAAAAAAGGCAAUGACAUUGAUUUUCCUCAUACAAUAGCCAGCAAAAUGUCGAUUUUAUACAUUCAACAACUUUUGGGUUUUCUCUUAUUAGUUUCAUUAUUCCAUAUGAUCAAAACCGAUCGGAAAACUGUUUCAGAAAAAUCUGAAAAUUUAUCAAGACAAGAUAAGGUUAUGUUCCGUGAAAUUGCGGAUGGUGCCGUUAAGAAAACAAAUAUUAUUGGGGAUGGUAAAAAAAUCAAUGCACUUGAAAAAUGUUCCAUAAAAAAUUAUAAACCGCACGAAAACUUAGAGGGAAAUGAAGUUCAUGAGCUGCAAACGAUGAGAUCACGAAGAAACGUCGAAUCAAAAGAAGUAAUAAAUUUGACCACAUUUUCAGGGAUGGACUGCUACUCAUGCUUUACCAAUACAACUUUAAGAAGUGAUGACAAUUGCUAUGACGGUGUUUCCAUGCCACACAAACAAUGUGCCGAUGCUGAACACUGUUUCACGGAACUUCAUCCUCUAUUUAUAAAAAGGGGUUGUAUCUUACCAGGAAGGUUAAAUAGAACGUUUAUAUGCAAAUGUCCUCUCUGUAACGACAAACCUGCCUUCGAUACCAGCCAUUACGAAUAUAAGAAAGUCAGCGAUUGGGAAUAUGAUAACGCUCGACUUCAGUUGCCCAUAGUAGGGAUGGAUCUUAUGUGUAAAGUUUGUGAAACCAAAGGAACCAAUCCAACAUCGGAUAAAAACUGCAGAUAUGGCAAAAAUGCUGACUAUAUGGUGUGUGGUCGUAAUCAACUUUGCUACACAAAUAUCGAUGAUGAAACCGAUUUUGUUUCAAGAGGAUGUAUAGACAAGCCACUUUAUAAUUCAAUAUACUAUUUUUGCAACAGUUCAGCAUGCAAUGAUGAUAAAUUUAUCAAUCCGAAACAGAAAUUAAGGUUUCGAACAGAACAAAUUUUGCUUAAAGAAGAACCUAUAGGUGAAAGGAAAUAUAAAUUUAAACCUCCUAGGUUUCGAAAUAAAACAAAGCGCAAAUCAUCUCCUUCCUCACAAUUAUCUUUUUUUAUGAUUAUAUUGUCAAUGUGCUUAAUAUUUGCAAAAAAUAUAAUGUUUCAAGUUUGAA
This is a messenger RNA of Trichoplusia ni (cabbage looper), 1189 nucleotides long. RefSeq lists its product as uncharacterized. Lineage: Eukaryota; Metazoa; Arthropoda; Insecta; Lepidoptera; Noctuidae. The transcript is spliced from 3 exons. Bases 130 to 1188 code for a protein of 352 amino acids. The record is from RefSeq and is a predicted model, not a curated record.